UAUAAAGUAAUCCAAACCAAUCCUUUCCAUUACGCAUCCAAAACCUCAAGGCUGCAGCAAAGCAGCCAUGUCUCUCCCAUUGAACGGCCGCGUAGCCAUCGUGACCGGCGCCACCCGCGGCAUAGGCCGCGCCAUCGCCCUCCACCUCGCAUCUCUCGGCGCCUCCGUCGGCCUCGUCUUCUCAUCCAGCUCCGCCGAAGCCGACCGCCUCGCCGCCGAAAUCAAUUCCUCCUCCUCCUCAUCCGCCACCCCCCGCGCCAUCCCCCUCCGCGCCGACGUGUCCGAUCCGGCCGCUGUCCGAUCCGUAUUCGAUCUGGCCGAACAAGCCUUCAACUCUCCCCCACACAUCGUCGUCCACUCUGCCGGAAUCCUCGACCCCAACUACCACCCCAUCUCCUCUAUUCCGAUCGCUGAUUUCGACUCAAUCAUGUCCGUCAAUGCCCGCGGGGCCUUCAUCGUGCUUCAGGAAGCCGCCAAUCGAGUCGUGCGGGGCGGAGGCGGAAGGAUAGUUGCGCUUUCGACGUCGCUGGUGGCGAUCAAUCGGCCGGGGUAUGGGGCGUACACGGCGUCGAAGGCGGCGGUAGAAGCGAUGGUGAAGAUUUUGGCAAAGGAGCUGAAGGGGACGAAGGUUACGGCGAACUGUGUGGCCCCGGGGCCUGUGGCGACGGAGAUGUUCUUUGCUGGGAAGACGGAGGAGGAAGUGAAGAGGUCGGCGGAGAUGAAUCCGAUGGGGAGGCUUGGUGCGACGGAGGAUAUUGGACCGGUGGUAGGGUUUCUUUGCUCGGAUGUAGGGGAGUGGGUUAAUGGGCAAGUCAUCAGAGUCAACGGUGGAAUGGUCUGAGUAUGCGAAGCGAUGAGGAAGAUGGGGGUGAGUAUAUCUGUCGGUUUAUCACGAUAAGUAGUAUAAUAUAUAUAUUGUUCGGCUUUAUCUUGGAAAAUGCUGGUUAACCCAACUUGUAGAAAAAUAAAAAAUGGUGAUGAAAUCUUUAAUGUUGUGUUUGUUA
Dendrobium catenatum is the source of this 1004-nucleotide messenger RNA. RefSeq names its product NADPH-dependent aldehyde reductase-like protein, chloroplastic. The transcript has a single exon. The coding region runs from base 68 to 841 and encodes 257 amino acids. The record is from RefSeq and is a predicted model, not a curated record. Lineage: Eukaryota; Viridiplantae; Streptophyta; Magnoliopsida; Asparagales; Orchidaceae.